UGCUUUUCGGGCUUCUGUUCUCUUCAGUCUCCGGGAUGCGGUGUCGGUGCGGUUCCCCGUCUCUCUACCUCUGAAAACACAGGACUUCUAUUUAUGAACAUCACAGCAACAAAGGUUAUGCAGUUUUGUGCCUGAGAGAGACUCUUCACCCUGCAACAAUCGGACUGAGGUUUCCAGUGAUGAUCAUUCUGUGAUUGCUUCUCAAUGGCUCAGAGGAAGAGGCCAGGGAUCAACAGCGGCAUGGCCACAGAGCCUCAUGCUCCAGCUCCACGCUCCUGUCCAGCCCCGUACCCUGACCCUGAGCACCCUGAGGAGGAGUACGAAGAGCACCAUGACCCCGAAGUGACCCAACACUCCUACCACAACCAAGAAGAGGCAGAUUUGACAGACAGCCGACCAACCACCCCCACCACCCCCGACCACGCCCACAGAGACUACCACAGUCAUCCGGACAGUCUGGACGGAGACUCCAGCUCAGACUAUGUCAAUAAUACAUCAGAUGAGGAAGAGGAUGACUUCGACGAGGGGCUUCCAGAGGAGGAUGAAGGUGUGACGUAUUAUAUUCGCUAUUGCCCCGAGGAUGACAGCUACCUGGAGGGAAUGGACUGCAAUGAUCCUGAAUAUGUACACCCUGAUGGUCGCAUGGAGCCACCUCCGGACACAGAUGAGUGCCAGGAAGCGGUAGAAGAAUGGGUGGAAGGAGAGGACGAUGCACAGGGUGAUGAAGAUGAUGAUGAGGAGGAUGAGGAUGAUGAUGAUGAUGAUGAUGAUGACGGAGAGGUACGUUGUGAAGUACUCGAGCAGGACUCUGAUCAGCAGCUUUAUGAUGGAAGACCUGAACCUGUCCUUGAUCACCAUCACCAUCAACACUAUACGGAUCCCCAUCAGGAGCAGCUUCCCCCUCCCAUUGAAGAUCAGGAGGUGAAGGAUGUUGAAGGCAGUGAAGGGUACUGUCCCGAUCAGGAGGAAGAACCACAGGUGGGACAAGAUAGAGAAGGAUAUGCAGGUGACUAUUAUGCAAAGGAGGACAAUGGGAACUCUGUGCGAGCUUCGCCAUACCGAGGACAUAAAGGCACGGAGGGGGAGACGGGAGAGGAGGCAGAGGAGGAUAUUGAUCAGAUAGUGGCCGAGAUUAAGAUGAGCAUGAGUAUGGGCAGUCUCAGCAGCGGCACUGAUCAGAGUCCAGAGGAACUGGCACCUGAUCCAGCACCGAGCGGGUACCAGCCCGAGACACGCUCCAAACCUGAACCCGCUCCUGCCCCGUUCCCUCAGCCUCACCGUCAUGAUGGCAGACCCAAAUCCCUGAAUAUCCCCCCUGCCAGGCACAAUCCUGAGCUCCAGAGGAACUUUAAGGUACGACCUCAUACGCCAGAGGACAGGCAGAGAUGGACGCAAGACCAAGUGAGAGAGCAGAUGUCUAAUGGCGCAGAACAGCCAAGGAAGCAGCAGCGCUCUGAUCUCAAUGGACCACUGGAGAACAACAAUGUCACUGAGCCAACAAAGAAGACAGCCUCGUUUCCCAGCUUUGUGGAUGUGCCGGGCCCCUGUGAGCCCGAGGACCUCAUUGAUGGGAUUAUCUUUGCCGCCAACUAUCUUGGCUCCACUCAGCUCCUGUCGGAGAGAAAUCCAUCCAAAAACAUCCGGAUGAUGCAGGCCCAGGAGGCAGUGAGCCGGGUCAAGAGGGUACAGAAGGCAGCCAAAAUCAAGAAAAAGGCGCAGAGCCCAGAGGGAGACGCUCAGACUUUGACGGAGGUGGAUCUUUUCAUCUCAACUCAAAGGAUCAAAGUGCUGAAUGCAGACACCCAGGAGACAAUGAUGGAUAAUGCUUUGCGCACCAUCUCAUACAUUGCUGACAUCGGGAACAUUGUGGUUCUGAUGGCAAGGCGCCGUAUGCCACGCACCGCCUCACAGGACUGCAUUGAGACGACCCCUGGAGCCCCUGAAGCCAAGAAGCAGUACAAAAUGAUAUGCCACGUCUUCGAGUCUGAGGAUGCCCAGCUCAUAGCACAGUCCAUUGGUCAGGCAUUCAGCGUGGCCUAUCAGGAAUUCCUGCGAGCCAAUGGGAUCAACCCAGAGGACCUGAGCCAGAAAGAGUACAGCGACAUCAUCAACACACAGGAGAUGUACAAUGAUGACCUCAUCCACUUCUCAAACUCUGACAACUGCAAAGAGCUGCAGCUGGAGAAGCAGAAGGGGGAGAUUCUGGGCAUAGUGAUUGUUGAGUCUGGCUGGGGCUCCAUCCUGCCCACAGUCAUCCUGGCCAACAUGAUGAAUGGAGGCCCUGCCGCCCGUUCUGGGAAGCUCAGCAUCGGUGACCAGAUCAUGUCAAUCAACAACACCAGCCUGGUGGGGCUUCCUCUCGCCACCUGUCAGGGAAUCAUCAAGGGCCUGAAAAAUCAGGUGCAGGUGAAGCUGAACAUUGUGAGCUGCCCUCCUGUGACCACAGUUCUCAUUAAGAGGCCAGACCUCAAGUACCAGCUGGGCUUCAGUGUGCAGAAUGGCAUUAUCUGCAGUUUGAUGCGAGGAGGGAUCGCGGAGAGAGGAGGUGUGCGGGUUGGUCAUCGUAUUAUUGAGAUAAAUGGCCAAAGUGUUGUGGCCACAGCACAUGAGAAGAUUGUCCAAGCUCUGUCCAAUUCUGUCGGUGAGAUCCACAUGAAGACUAUGCCAGCCGCCAUGUUUAGACUCUUAACUGGUCAGGAGACUCCUAUGUAUAUAUGAUGUGAGGUGGACUUGAGCUGGGCACUGGGACAUAUCUGAACGCAGCAGUCACCAUUCUCCUCUUUACCGUCACCAAAAAUAACUCCCAUCACUCCUGCUGUCUGCUAACGUUAAUUAAGAGGUAUGGUGUGUCAUUUCUGCAUAGUGUGGAUUCCUUUGAUUUGUUAUGGGCUGGUCAGAUGAAGAUGGAGAUGACGGAGUCGGCGCAUUUCAUAUCCUUUCUUCAUAAUGUAAGGGGUGGGCAGGGCUUUGUACAUUGGAUUUUGAUGCUACUCUUGUUUAAUUUAUUUACAAUUAUGUAGGUGUGGACAUUGUUGGAGAAACACGAGUUGGUUUUGUAAAUAUGUAAUCGUUCUAUCAAAAAUCAGAAAGGAAUGGAAAAGCCAGACAGAAGAGAAGUCCAGGCAGUAGAAGCCCAAAACGUGACCAUUCCAGAAUGUCUUAUAACACAUGAUACUGGACAUUAUGCUUGAACCAUUUCAGCCAUUUUACAAUCUAAAAUGAAUUCUACUGCACAAUGUACCAGUAACCAUCCGCUACAUAAAAAUACAGAACUCAGUGCAGCAAAUAAUUGUGGCAUGACAUGUUUUUGUUAACAUAUUCUUAAUAGAUAUAAUCCAGACUCACACUGCAAGACUGACUAGUAUCAGCAGGGACUUUAUUAGUCGUUCCACAUCGCCAGCCUUCAUCAGUGGAUAAAUGUCAUUUAGUGGGCAUUAAAGACAGUACAUUUUGAGAGUCGUUUUGUUUUUUACAUUCAAGCGAGCAACUCUUUUGUAAAUUUCCAUAUGUAAACAAUUUCUGGACUUCUCCCAUGCUGUAAUAAUCCAACAUUCUCUUGCCAUGCUGUAAAUGAAAUUCGUUUCAAACAAACACACACACACAUACACUUACAAAAACACUGUAUGAAAUGUAAGAGUUUAUUUUUUACGUGUGCUUUUUUGUGUAUGCCCAGCUGCAACUCAUUGGAGUCAGUGGUGAAUGUAAUAGUGUUGUUAAUAGUGCGUCCACUUCUUUUAAAUCAGUAUUAGAAUGUCUGUACAUAAGCGUUGAACCUUGUUUAGUACUGUGUCCAUGUAGGAAUCACCGUUAGUCCCAUUUUAUCUCUGUCAGGCUUUGGCCUUUGGGAAAACAAGAAGACACUGUGACCAAAAGCCUUACCGAGAGCUUUUGAAAAUGAAUUCAAAUAAAAAGUAAAAAAAGACAUGAAACAACUAAUAAUACAUGAACAUGAAUACCUGUCUGCAUGCAUCUUAAAUGACACUAUGGCAAAAUAACAAUAAAGUGUAACAUAAGCCCUUCA
Molecule: messenger RNA, 4021 nt
Organism: Danio aesculapii
Lineage: Eukaryota; Metazoa; Chordata; Actinopteri; Cypriniformes; Danionidae
Gene: apba2b
Product: amyloid beta (A4) precursor protein-binding, family A, member 2b
Exons: 14
Coding region: 205-2718 (837 amino acids)
Biological process (GO): chemical synaptic transmission
Cellular component (GO): plasma membrane; dendritic spine; cytoplasm
Molecular function (GO): protein binding; amyloid-beta binding
Source: RefSeq, a predicted model, not a curated record